Molecule: messenger RNA, 5648 nt
Organism: Penaeus chinensis
Lineage: Eukaryota; Metazoa; Arthropoda; Malacostraca; Decapoda; Penaeidae
Product: mucin-2-like
Exons: 30
Coding region: 347-5476 (1709 amino acids)
Biological process (GO): ribosomal large subunit assembly; poly(A)+ mRNA export from nucleus
Cellular component (GO): nucleus; preribosome, large subunit precursor; cytosol
Molecular function (GO): rRNA binding; GTP binding
Source: RefSeq, a predicted model, not a curated record
ACCAGAGCCACUGAACCGAGAGGUGGCAGUCUGUCCCCUCAACCCUGUGCACUCGCAUUUGGCCGGGCAACAAUGGCGAGAGAACACCGCUCGGAUGGCGUUGGACGAACCCACCGUUAUUUCCAGGUUGAGAUGUGCCUGGGGAACAUCGGGGAAAAAGAGACACUGACCUGAAGGGGAAACGCACACCUGAAGCAAAUGUCAACAGCUACGUCGCUGCACGUGUGAAUAAAUGACUCGAUUUCGCCAAUCCUAAUAAUACCUCUGAACUCUACAUUACAUAGCUUUUAACUCUCCUUCACACAGAUAAGCAGACUCAAAUGUGACUGAUAAGUAUGUAGUAAGUAUGGAUUUAGUCUGUCUCUUUCCGCAACUGUAUCCGACUUCGCCUUCCUUCGCUCUUUUUACUAUUAAGGAUUCGCUAGCCUCUCCCGCACGCGGCGGCGGCGAGGCGGAGCGCCGCGCUGAGAUCUGGCAGCGGCGCGGACAAUGGAAAAGCUUGGCCGGUAUUUCCAUUGGCCACGCAAGUACGCGAGACCUCACCGCGCAAGCUGACCUUCGCCUGUCCAUCCCAAUCACCUUUCAUCGCCUAAGGCCUAAGUCCAUGCGCUUCUCCAUCACAGACUUCACGACGGCGGAAACCACGAUGGCCACGGAGCCUCCGACGACCACGUCAGGAGGUACCUCAACGCCUACACCCACAACCAUGGUUGAAAUUACAACUGGCUCAACAAUUUCUGGUACGGCAAUACCUACAACAACAGAAAUUACAACAACUGCAGUUAUCACAACUACAGGAUCUCCAGUUACAACCACAGAAGGUCCAACAACAACAGCUGGACCCACGGUUACAACUACAGAAGGUACAACAACAACUGUCGUUACAACAGUUACUGAACCAACCAUAACAACUGGACCUACAACAGUACCAGUUACUACAGAAACACCUGAGCCUACAACAACAGUGGGAUCGACAGCAACGGCUGGACCUACAACAACAAAAGGACCGACAACAAUAAUAACACCAGAACCUACAACAUCAAUUGAAGCUACAACGACUACUGAGCAAACUACAUCAACAGAAGGACCAACAGCAAUAACGAGUGAACGAGUUACAACAACUGCAAGACCAACAACAGGACCUACAACAUCGGUUGGAUCUAUAACAACUAGACCAAUUACAACAACAGAUGGACCCACAACAAUGACAGGUGAACAAAUUACAACAACAGCUGGACCGACACCAACGGCAGAACCUUCGACAACAGCUGGACCUACAACAACAGGUGAACCUACAACAACAGCUGGGCCUACGCCUACAGCUGGACCUACAACAACAGCUGGGCCUACGCCUACAGCUGGACCUACAACAACAGCUGGGCCUACGCCUACAGCUGGACCUACAACAACAGCUGGGCCUACGCCUACAGUUGGACCUACAACAACAACUGGACCUACAACAGCAGGUGAACCUACAACAACAGCUGGACCUACAAUAACAGCCGGACCUACAACAACAGAACAAACGGCACCGACAACGCAGGCUCCAGAUAUAGAGACAACUAUUCAAACUACAACUAAGGCCCCAGUUACAGAACCUCCAGUAACAGCAGCACCAACACAGGCCCCAGAUACAGAAACAACCACGAAAGAACAAACGGAACCACCGGUAACACAGGCCCCAGAUACAGAAACUACCACGAAAACUGAAGUAACUACAAAACAAACGGAAUCGCCUGUAACGGCAGCACCCACAACGCAGGCGCCAGACACAGAAACUACCACGAAAGCUAAAGAGCAAACGGAGGCUCCAACGACAGCAGCACCUGCGCCUGAUGCAGAAACCACCACAAAAGAGCAAACAGCACAACCACCGCCGGCAACAGCACAACCACCGCCGGUAACAGCACAACCACCGCCGGCAACAGCACAACCACCGCCGGUAACAGCACAACCACCGCCGGUAACAGCACAACCACCGCCGGCAACAGCACAACCACCGCCGGCAACAGCACAACCACCGCCGGUAACAGCACAACCACCGCCGGCAACAGCACAACCACCGCCGGCAACAGCACAACCACCGCCGGUAACAGCACAACCACCGCCGGCAACAGCACAACCACCGCCUACAACAGCACAACCACCGCCGACAACAGCACAACCACCGCCUACAACAGCACAACCACCGCCGACAACAGCACAACCACCGCCGACAACAGCACAACCACCGCCGACAACAGCACAACCACCGCCAGACACAGAAACUACCACAAUAGCUCAAGAGCAAACGGAAGCUCCUGCACCAGAAACUACUACAAAGGCUAAAGAGCAAACGGAAGCUCCGGUAACUGCAGCUCCUACUCCAGAAACUACCACAAAAGCUAAAGAACAAACGGAAGCUCCAGCAACAGCAGCGCCUGCACCAGAAACUACCACACAGGCUAAAGAACAAACGGAGGCACCAGUAACUGCAGCACCUGUACCUGCGCCUGAGACUACCACAAAAGCCCAAGAGCAAACAGAAGCUCCAGUAACAGCAGCGCCUGCGCCGGAAACAACCACAAAAGCUAAAGAACAAACCGAAGCACCAGUGACUGCAGCUCCGGCGCCUGCACCAGAAACUACCACAAAAGCUAAAGAAGAGCAAACAGAUGCUCCAGCAACAGCAGCGCCUGCACCAGAAACUACCACAAAAGCUAAAGAACCAACGGCCUCGCCAGUUACUGCAGCACCUGCUCCUGCACCGGAAACUACUACAAAAGCUCCAGCACCAGUGACAGAAGCACCAGCACCUGUAACGGAGGCCCCAGUAGAGGCGACCACCGCCCAGUUCAACACAUCCGGUUUCACUGGGUCUGUCUCAACAUUUUACACACUUGCGGCGAGCGACGGCAAUAUCAUUGUGAUAACUUUUGGAGUAGAACUCAUUCUAAAGUUGACACAAGAGAAGGCCUUUACGUUUGUGUUUGUUCUGCAGGUGCGCUCUUCAGGCACAGUUACAGAAACCUUCAGCUCCAUGGCGUCGUUAGCAGCGUUGUCUGGUGUUCGACAAGAAACCGUAAUCAGCAGAGCAGAAACGAACGAAGAGGGAACAGACACCACCACUUUCAUUUCCGCACUGGAUAGGCAGAACAAGACGUCCACAGGCAACAACACAGAGUGUCUUUAUACCAUGGAGGUAACCCUGAUGAAAAUCCAGUUCACCAAUUCGCUGACAGGCGAACUAUACCCGUGCGAUUUGGACAACCAAGCGAAUGCUCAGCCCCCCUAUUUGGAAAUCAAAGACAAAUAUAACAACACCGUCACCCAUAGAUAUUGUUACGUGGACCAAAAUGUGAGCAUCCACUCAUUUGGCGACCAGAUGUUUGGCUAUAUUGUGACCAACGGAGAUCCAAAUAUUAUUCCAGACAUUCAGGUGGUUCAAAAGAAGGAAGAAUACUGUUGUGGCGGCGUGUUCUACGGAGCCUUCCGUGUGCCACUCAUCAUACCGUCGCCGGAUUAUCCUCAGUACAAACCCCACAUGCGAUGUCCUUUCAUCUUCAGGUGCGACGAGGACUAUGACGACUGCGUCAUCCGUCUCGAAUUCGAGAACUUCAACCUCGCCUCCAACGACCUCAGCCGAAGCCGUCGCCAAGCGCUGAACGAAAGCGACUUCGGGAACAGGACAGAUGCCACCACCCUCGCCCCUUACGUUCCGCCAACCGGAUCCGACUUCAACCGGACGAUCUGCGCCGGCGAGGAUGUGGUUCGGGUCAGUCAGUGCGGAUCCAUCUCGGCGAUCAACUCUCGCGAGUUCUGCGCGGACAACCCUCCCUCGCAAGUCUACACAGGCUACAAAGAAGUGCUGUUGUACUUCGACUCGAACGACGAAAGGCAAGACCAGGGCUUCGUGAUCAAAUUCACGCCGAAGGACAGGAGGAAAUGGAUUUAUUCUGACGCCGAACUCGAGCCCAAGUGCUCGUGCGCGCAUAACCUUCCCAACCAAAUAAGAAAGUACUUUAGAAAGAAGAAUAAGAGCAAGGCCAAUAAAGCGAAGGCAAACAACGAACCUCUGCGACGCGUGAGGAGAGAAGAAAGGGAGAAACUGAAGGAGAGGAGAAAGGUCGAGGAGAGCAGAAUCCCUGAACGGAGGACGAGGAAGCCAAAGAAUGGAGAUAAUAAGGAUACGAACGCUAACGACCCGGGCAAGAAGAGAGAAGAGGAUGUCGAAGGCCCAAGAAGGAGGAAGAAGAAAUUGCAGGGAGGAGACAGCAUCACCGAGGGUCAGAACAGUGGAAAGAACGGAAGAGACAAAGAGGAGAAGAACGGCGAGAAGCCAAAGGGGAGGAAGAAGAAGAGGAUGAAGGUAGAAGACAAAGACACCGAGAACCAAAACAAAAAGAAAAAGGACGGAGGAGACAUCGAGGAGAACGGUCCAAAGAGAAGGAGGAAGAACGGAGGGAACGAGGAAAAGGAUAAACGCCAAAAAAAGAGGAGGAAGAAGAUCGGAAAUACGAAUGCAUCCGAGAACGAAGGAGGGAAUGAGAGAGAACAAAAGAAAUUCACGAAGGACAUACGAAAGGACAAGUUACUAGAAAAGAAGGAAAAGAGACUUCAAAAGAAGAAUAAGAAUGGAGAAGAAGACAUGCCUAUGACGCGAGCCUUUAACGGGAAAACGAACAGGAAGCGGCAGCAAUACCCAUGGCUGGUCAGCUUGAUACAAUAUGAGCGACCUCUCGUGGGAGAGAAGGUCAACCCUGAUCGCCCUGUUGAGAGAGUGUGCGGGGGAACACUUCUGAGCGAGAGAUACGUUCUCACUACAACUGCCUGCUGCACUUAUUGCAAAACCGUUUGGGAAAAGAAGAAUAAGAAAAAUAAUAGAUUACGGAAGAAGAGAGCCGCAGAAGGAGAGGACAAUAAGAUGACAAAUAAACGAAAGAGAAGGAAGGGAGAAGACAAGAAGGGCGAAGUCAAAGAAGGAGAAGACGACACAGAAAAGAAAGGAGGUAAUAAGAGGAGAAGAAAGAACAAGAACACAAACGGAGAACUAGAGAACGGUGGCAAGAAUAGGGACAAAGACGAGAAACCGAAGAGAAAUGGGAAGGGAAGAGGAAUGAAGAAAGGAGACAAGAAGAACGACAACAAAAACGAUGAUGAUGACGAGAACAAAGGGAAAGGAAAAAGAAAGAAUAAAGGAGACAAGAACAACAACAACAAAAACAAUAAUGAUGACGAGAACAAGGGAAAGGAAAAGGUAAGAAUAAAGGAAACAAAAACAACGACCGCGAAAACGAUAACGACACUGAGAACAAGAACAAGAAAAGACGCAAAGGAAAGAAGAAGGGCGACAAGAAGAAAGACCCCAGCAACGACCUACAGAACGCCGGCCCCCGACAGAACAAGAAGAUGCGCGACCCGCUCAAGAAAGACGUGGGUGCGAUCAUCGGCGAGGGUACCAUCAACAUCAAGAAGCUCGGGGACAUCAAGCCACUGAAGAUCGGCGGCAUCUUCAUCCCGAGCGAUUGCUACGACAAGAUGGGCAAGACAGAGCUAGAUGGCGAACCGCUGUACCCGGUCGAGUGCCCCGUGCUACUGAAGCUGAAGAAGAAAGUGAAAUACGGCAGGUUCAUUAAGCCCAUGUGCUUACCGAUUUUCGACAAGAUCAA